CUAAAAAGCCUCAAAAACCAGGAAGUGACAGGACAUGUGGAUACAUUGGAGAUUUGCUAUUAUUACGUAAAGUGAGUAAGCAACAGGAGUGAAAUAAUACAGAGGUCCCAUGUUCAGAUCACAGCAUCUGGAAUUCCCAGAUAUCUCCAAGCCUAUGUGCGAUGCACCAAAGGACCUAUAACUGGAUUUAAGAAGCUUAUGGGUGUGAUUGUCAGGUUUUAUCUCAAGCUCAGAGCUGCAGAAGGAACGCUCGACUCUUAGCUGGACAUUUUAGAUCAUUCCUAAGAGAUUCCGAUUUUGGAAAUGAAUUUCCUGCAAUCUCUGUCUCUGACAUGGAGUCUAGUUAUACUGGCGGUCACGCUUUUGUUUAUUUACAGUGUUUGGCCGUACAGAUUUUUUAAAAACCUGGGAAUCCCAGGACCAAGGCCAUGGCCCUUUGUGGGAACUUUUCUGUCCUACAUAAAGGGCUUUUACAAUUUCGAUAUGGAGUGCUUCAAGAAAUAUGGAAAGGUUUGGGGGAUAUAUGAUGGAAGACUACCAAUACUGAUGAUCUUAGAUAUUGAAAUGAUCAAGGCUAUUAUGGUAAAAGAAUGUUUCUCCACCUUCACUAAUCGAAGGGAAGCAAAUCUUGAUUUGGCUGGUCCUUUCGCUGAUGGGAUAACUGUAGUAAAAGAUGAAAAGUGGAAACGCAUCCGUGCUUCUCUCUCUCCAUUCUUCACAAGUGGACGGCUUAAGGAGAUUUUUCCUCUUGCUGAGAAAUAUGCAGACCGCUUUAUUGACCAUUUGAAGAAGAAAAACCCAAAAGAAGCAGUCAAAGUUAAAGAAGUCAUUGCUACUUAUUCGAUGGACGUGGUCACCAGUGCCUCCUUCAGUGUUGACAUCGAUUCCCUUAAUAACCCCGAGGAUCCUUUUGCCACCCAUAUCAAGACAUUUUUAAACUUCAACUUUUUCAGUCCUUUAAUCCUGAUCAUUACCAUUUUUCCUUUUCUUGUUCCGCUUCUAUCCAAACUGGGAGUGACCUUGUUUUCAAAAUCAGCUAUGGACUUUUUCUACAAUUCCCUGAAAAAGAUCAAAGACCAGCACAACACAAAAGCAAAUAGGCGAGUGGACUUCCUGCAGCUCAUGAUCGAAAGUCAAAUAUCUGAUGAGCAAGCUGAGAAAGCUGACGAUCAACCAAAUAAAGGCUUGACUGAUCACGAGAUUCUUUCCCAGUCCUUUAUUUUCCUCCUGGGAGGCUAUGAGACCACCAGCACAACCCUGACUUAUCUACUAUAUAAUCUCGCAACUAACCCCGACAGCAUGAGCAAGCUAGUGGAGGAUAUUGAUGCGACCUUUCCUCGUGAUGCUCCAGUAACAUACGAUGCAUUGUUUAAGUUGGAGUACCUGGAAAUGGCCAUUAAUGAAUCAAUGCGUCUCCUCCCUACUGCUCCCCGUCUGGAAAGGAUGUGCAAGAAGACUAUAGAGCUUAAUGGACUCACCAUUCCUAAACAAACUCUGGUUGGAAUUCCUACAUACGUUCUGCAAAGGGAUCCACAGAUCUGGGAGUCUCCUGAAGAGUUCAGACCUGAGAGGUUCGGCCCUGGGAAUGACAUCAACCCCUACACUUUCAUGCCGUUUGGUCUCGGGCCUCGUAACUGUGUGGGAAUGAGGUUUGCUCAGUUGAUCAUGAAACUGAUGAUAGUGAAGCUGCUGCAGAACUUCAGUGUGGAGACGUGCAAAGAAACUCAGAUUCCUAUUCAACUCAAUGCUCUCUUUCAACCAAAAGUUCCUGUGACUCUGAAGUUUGUUCCAAGAACUCACAGUGAGGAAUAGUUAAGCAUUAUGCUGGCAGCACAUGACACCACUCCAUAAAGGGGGGCUUGUCCUUUUUUUUUUUUAUUUUAUUGAGAAGAUAAUUGAUUAUGCAUGAAGGAAGAAACUUGCAUUAGUUUGUCUUUGUAAUUUGACUCUAUUAAACCUUUCAGGUAUUUUUAAUUGAAUAUGUCGGGCCUGUAAUAAUCUUACAAUUGUUUAUAAUUUAUACGUUCUUAAAUUAAAUAUUAAGAAAUUUUAUAAAUAUUGUAAUGCCAUGUUGGGACCAUUUUUGUACAAAAUUAUUCAGUGAUGACUUGGACAUUCAUUGCUUUUUUCCCUUGUUAUUAAACUAUACACUCUAAUGGUGA
Messenger RNA from Silurus meridionalis, 2162 nucleotides. RefSeq names its product cytochrome P450 3A40-like. Gene Ontology annotation, molecular function: iron ion binding; steroid hydroxylase activity; oxidoreductase activity, acting on paired donors, with incorporation or reduction of molecular oxygen, reduced flavin or flavoprotein as one donor, and incorporation of one atom of oxygen. The record is from RefSeq and is a predicted model, not a curated record. Bases 304 to 1812 code for a protein of 502 amino acids. NCBI's taxonomy places the organism in Eukaryota, Metazoa, Chordata, Actinopteri, Siluriformes, Siluridae. The transcript is spliced from 15 exons.